AUGGGGACGCGCAAGAGGGGGGCUUUUGAUCUCAAGAAGGCUGGCACUCUCGCCAAGAGCCCCCGACGGCCCCGCCUGGCUCAGGCCCAAGCCAGCCUCUCGGAGGGCGGUCCCUUCCAGAGACAUUUGGGAAACACCUUUGACAAAUGGCUUCAUGCAGGGGCCGGGAGGGCCGACCCCGCCCCAGGCCCCCUCCUUGGCUCCCCGCCUCAGGUCCCAGGACACAGGACCAGCUGGCGGGUUCGGAUGUGCGCCAGGCCCCACAUUCCUGCGUGGCGACCCCGAGACCCCCCACCUGCAGCCCCUGCCCAGCUCUGCCAGCCGGAGCCCUGCGGGGCUUCAGGGCCCUUGGGAUGGGAGGGGCUGGGCUUCCCCGGGGUGGCCAUUUGGAAGCAUGCUCGAGUAGAAAGAAAGGCCCCGCCACCUGCUCUGGGGGCCGCGAGGCUCCACCCAGUGACUUGUGGGCUCUGGGCGUCCGAGCUGCGGACUGGACCUUAA
Rangifer tarandus platyrhynchus (Svalbard reindeer) is the source of this 498-nucleotide messenger RNA. The record is from the annotation of a GenBank genome assembly. Lineage: Eukaryota; Metazoa; Chordata; Mammalia; Artiodactyla; Cervidae.